GGCGGUACCAAAAUACAUCACACAUGGUACCGAAACCGGAUUAUAUGUCAUGUCUUCAGAAUAACUGUCGCCAAGGAAACGACAUUUUCUGGUAGAUGGACAUUGUAAGCGAAAAGACAGUUUGAACGACAGUUUGAUGUGACUAUCAUGCAUAUGCAUACUGAUUGCCAGGUAGUAAAGCGAGGAUGAAUCUUCAGUCAGCAUUGCUCCGUCUUCUGCUGCUGCCAGUCGUUUCCUCUCAAAUAGAAUGGCUGCACCGUCCACAGAGCCAGGCUGUGAUAGAGGGCCAUGAUGUCCGCCUGGACUGUCAGGUAAAGGACUUAGCAGGAAGGAUUCUGGUCUAUGAAUGGAGGUUCAAUGGUAGCCAGAUACAGACAAAAGCUGCAAUAUUUGGGAACAAUUCGCUGCUGAUUCCACAGUAUUCAUCGUCUGAUGUUGGCCUUUAUGAUUGUGUCAUCUCAAGCUCAAGAAAUGUUUCACCUGUCUCAAAAACCGCAACAGUCAUUUUGGCUUAUAUCAACAAGUUCCAGCUGAGCCCAGCAUCAGUUCGAGUAGAAGUCAACACGUCCGUGACAUUUGAGUGCAUCACAGGUUCAAGCGCUCCCUAUCCUAGAGUGUACUGGGAUCUCAAUGGCAAGGAGUUCCUGGGUGGGGAACAGAUAACUGCCUCCUACGGAGACUACGAUGCAACAGGGCUCAGUGCUCAAUACUCCAUGAAGCUGAUCCUCACUAUAGACAGGACCAAUAUUGGAAUCCUCCGCUGCAUGGCGCUAAACACGCUCUUGAAGCGGAAUAUCAGUAGUGUAGAUGCAGCAAUAUUCCUGAAAGAUGUCGCCACGCUGCCAGUUCUGCUGGCUCCUCCUGCUGCCGAAGUCGUUGCCCCCGUCAACACAUCCCUGGUGUUGGACUGCCUCGUACAGGGCAAAGAUGUACUUGUUUUAUGGUUCAGAAAUGAUGCCAGUAUCAAUGGGAGUUCUACAAGUUACAUAUUUUACAAUGGAAGUCUGAUAUUCACGCGAGUGUUACUAGAGGAUGCUGGGAUAUAUUACUGUCAAGGCGUUAACGCUGUGGGAACUGUCACGUCAGCUCCGUCUAAUGUUACUGUCACAGUGUUGAAUGUAGACUUUCAAGCUGAACCAAGUGAUGCAACCAUCUUUGCUGGCCAGUCCUUGACCUUGAAAUGUGUUCCACCAAUCAGCAUACCUCCUGCUCGAGUCACAUGGUAUAGAGACUAUCAGCCAUUACAGUCAAUAUCCCCCAGUGCUGGAGUGUGGGACCUACAACUUCAGUCUGUGCAAGCUGAUGAUGAGGGAGACUAUUUCUGUGUGGCUGAGAACUCUCUCUCCGUCCCCACCAGUCGAACGUCCAGGGUGGCCACAGUUACAGUACAAGGUGCACCAAUAUUCACUGAACCUCCACUGAACCAGAGAGUUAUCAAAGGGAGACUACUGCAGUUGACCUGCCAAGUGCAAGGUUCACCCACUCCGACAGUCUCUUGGUUGUUCCAUGGAAGGAAACUGUCACCAUCCAGUCAGAUUAGCUUCAGGGCCAGUAACCAGGAACUAUUUAUCAGUAAUGUUGACAAGUCCCAUGAAGGAAGGUACACCUGCAUUACACACAAUGUGUACGGAACCAAGUCCGUCAAUGUUUCCGUCAUUGUCAUUGUCCCACCAGUGACUUUGAAAGAUUUUGGUACCAUUGUCGUGACGUCUGGUGACACAGCCAUCUUGCCUUGUGACGUGUAUGGCGAUCCCAGACCAGAUGCUCACUGGUUCACAGAUGGGAAGCAGAUUGAAGAAGAUGGCCGCAGAUCCACUGUGAACCUGUCGUUGUACAUAGAGAACGUGACGGCGGCCGACCAGGGACACUAUGCCUGUAGAGCCGAUAACGAAGCUGGAGGGACUUGGGCUAAUGGAACACUCUCUGUCCAGGUUCCACCCAAGAUCACUAAAGGUCCAGUGGACAAGGUGGUUGUGAUUGGUCAGUCAGUACUCCAAGCCUGCAACACUCAAGGAGUGCCCUCCCCUACGAUACAGUGGCGGUUCAAUUCUACAAAGUAUCUGCCGGAAGGUGUGUCACUGUUGUCGGACCGUAUCACGCUGAAGAUCCCACGUGUAGACUGGCUCCACGUUGGGACCUACACCUGUGUAGCCACCAACAUCGUCGGUCUGGACAGCAAGUCUGGGACAAUCAAGCUCAAAGUUCCUCCGUCCAUCAAGAACGUGACUGGCAAUAAUAUAGUAGACAAAGGGGAGACAAUCCUUCUGGACUGUCUAAAUGGGGGAACACCAACACCACAGGUUGAGUGGACUCACAAGGGGGAAGUAAUUCAGGAAACUCUAGAUGGGAGAGUUACUUUUCCUUCUCGACAAAGGCUUAGGAUAAUGUUCUCUACAGUACAAGAUGCAGGGUUGUAUGGCUGCCGUGUGAGCAACGAUGUGGGCAAUGCCACCAGGACACUUCAGGUGUAUGUUAUAGAGCCGCCCAAGCCGCCGGUCCUGUCAAAUGCAGUUGCGCUGUCCAAGUCCUCCGUGGAGCUGCUGUGGAUCCCCAACUCACAGGAGCCUCUCACCAACGUCACCGGCUAUGCUGUCAAUUACAAGAAAAGACCAGAGACACAGUACGUGACGUUCCCAGGACGACUGCCUCCAACCCUGCUGCACUACGAGGUGGAGAACCUCCUGCCAGGCACCAAGUACACCUUCACCAUCUCCGCUCAGAACUCAGCCGGCCUGGGAGUUCCCAGCAACGCCCUGACUGUCACCACACUGGAAGCAGGGCCAUCUGCACCGUUGAGGUUGCGUCUGCUGUCGACGUCUGCACGUGGUGCCAGGUUGUCCUGGGAGGUGCCGGCACAGCAGAACGGGAAUAUCCGGAAAUACCAGGUGCAGUACAGGGAGAUGCUGGAGACAGACACUGGCAUAACAGAAUAUGACGUUCAGGAGAUAUUAGACCCAAACCUCCCAAACCAAGAGUUUGAUCUGCUUGACCUUCACCCCUACACCAAGUACGAGAUCAGAGUGCGGGCAGCCAACCGCGAAGGGGAACAGGACCUAUGGGGUCCCUUCUCUUCAGCUCUCACGCUACGGACUCACCCCGCACCUCCUGACUCUGGUCCCCGACACGUGACUGCUGUAGCUGUUGGUUCCCGCAUUGUGGAGGUCACCUGGCAGCCUCCCCCUGCUGGUGAUGAGAACGGCCCUAUCACCAGGUACACAUUGAGGUACCGACAGCUGCUGUAUCACACUCUGUACCUGGAGAAACACAUCCUCAACUCCACCUCUGUCAACCUCACAGAGUUGUCUCCCUGGACGAACUACUUUCUGGUGAUGGAGGCUGAAAACUCUGCUGGUCGCAGUCCCGUUUCUGAUCCAGUGUCUGUUCAGACACUCCCUGAAACUCCAACACAUUCCCCUGUAAACCUACAGGUUAUUUCCAAGACUUCUAACCAAGUGGGAAUCACAUGGGAGGUCCCCCCCGUGAGAGAGUGGAGUGCUCCCUUGUCAGGUUGUGUGGUGCAGUACAAGGCUGCAGCAUCAACAACGUGGAGGAACAUCACCAUCACCAACAUCUCCAUCACCACAGUGAAUAUCAGUGAGAUGACUCCAUGGACUGGCUACAGUAUUCGUGCUGCUGUGUACGCUGUUCUAGUUACACCAGGGCUAGGUCCGUUCUCAGCUCCAGUUGAAGUGAAGACACUCCCUGAUGUUCCAGGUCCUGUGGAACAGCUGGAGUAUGCAACCACCAACUCCAGCAUAUCAAUAUGGUGGCUCCCCCCACAGACACUGAACGGGAAGUUGCAGCAUUACACCGUCACAUACGUUGCUAUGGUGAACACACCGGUCGAGACCCCCAGGGACACAGUGCAGGUCUUGCCAGGGCUACCAGUUGGUCAGCAAGGUCAAGGACAGUCAUAUCAGACUGACCAACAGAACACCACCAUCUCUGACCUGACGCCAGCCACUGUGUAUAAUGUGUCGGUUAGAGCCUCCACUGAUGCUGGGGAGGGUCCCGUCCAGUACGUUGUCAUCAGUACAACAUACACAGAGACUCUGACAGACGAUCCUCCCUUGCCAACUACUGACAUAUCAACAGAUGCUACUGUCAACACAACUACUAAUUUGUUGACUGACCCUGGUGGGAACUCCAGACGGAACCUUCCAGUGAUUGUGGCUGGAGCUCUCACUGGGGGGAUUUUCCUCCUCGUCCUGCUUGCAAUCAUCAUCUGGAGAUGCCUCAAGAAACGCAAAGCCGGGAGGGACCAAUAUAUGAAAUCCAUGGUGUCUGGGGUCCGCAUCACAAAAAGAGAAUCAGGAAAUUUCGAUAGACAAAUACUGGACCCCGCCCACACUGGAGAUGAUGACAUGGCGACACAAACCGAUGAUGACAGCAAUGUACAUGAAACACAGCAACGCUAUGGCAGCUUCAACUCCCACGACCCCAUUCCACAAUCACCCAACUCCAUCGACUCUGUAGAUAUCAACGGUGAUCCUCCUCCUCCAUCAACAGGAUCCGACAAGAAGUCAGGCAGCUUCUUCCGUAGUUUACGCAACAGCAUAUCAGGCGAUUCCGUGUUUGCUAUCUCCUCAGGUUCAGGCUUUGAGAACCCGUCCUAUUUUGAUGAGCGUAUGUCGGCGACACUCCCCCGACAUGGCAUUCCAUCGAUGACAGCAGACCAGGUGUAUUCAGAGACGGAGAGGAGUCAGCGCAAGAACAGGAUGCGCAGCGAGAGCGCUGCGGCUAUAGCCAUCAUGAGGAGCAGUGGUAACCUAGCAAUAGCAUCCGACGACACCGACUCGCUCAUACACAACGAAGCUAUCGUAGUUUACAACGAGAGAACUGCACUGUGACACCUGACGUCUCCACAGCGAUCAUCUUCUGCCUCACCAGCAAAUGCUGGAAGUCAAACCUACAGGGGCUUACAAACAAAUGUGAUAUGUUUAUAGUGCUAUUGAUGUACUGUUUGAUGAUGAAGAAUACUCAGCUUUCAGAUAGAACCUUGCAUGGUGAAGAGGGUGCCUGACUUCUGCAUAAAACACAGAAAAUGUUAUAAUGUUAGCUUGUGGGGAUGUAACAUUUUUCAUCCCAAACUUACUUCUGGGUAUUGCUGGGUUGAUACGAAGUCAUAUCUCUGCCGGUCGUAGCUGUACUGCAAACAGAAAAAGGUUGAAGAAUGACCUUGACAUUCAUCAAGUGAAAUUCCCGUUUUCUCUUGGGUCAGAGGUCAGCUGAUGGUAAUCUACUGAGUGUUGCUAGGAUUUCAUCAGAAUCAUCUUCAGGUCACAUGGUCUUGUGUUCACCUGGUGUUAUGUCCAGUGGUGAGGCCAAACCAGUUUUUGUGGUAUAAAUUUUCAGGGCAAAUUUGUCAAGUGUAAGAUCCAAGAUCUGGACUUGUUGCAGGUCUAUGACAAAAACACUAAAUUCUUGAUUGAUGUUCACGAUAUUAUUAUGAAAUAACUUUUAAGGGCAAAUCUUUAUUGUUUUUUGUGAAUAGUUUUUAUUGAAGUUGAUGUAACAGUCUGAAAAACAUGUACAAUGUCUUUUGUAUGAUAAGAAUCAUUUUUGUGUAUAUAAAGCAUAAUUUCUGUUGGA
This is a messenger RNA of Haliotis rubra (blacklip abalone), 5592 nucleotides long. Its product is annotated as protein sidekick-2-like. Gene Ontology annotation, molecular function: protein binding. The transcript has 31 exons. Bases 186 to 4850 code for a protein of 1554 amino acids. Lineage: Eukaryota; Metazoa; Mollusca; Gastropoda; Lepetellida; Haliotidae. Gene Ontology annotation, biological process: cell-cell adhesion. The record is from RefSeq and is a predicted model, not a curated record.